GUAAAGAAGAGGACAGCCAUACGGAGCUUUAACCCAUGUUGAAGUAGGCCUAGAUUUUGUAUUGAAACAAAAAGUGGGAUUGUCACUGUUAUGUGUCUUUGCAAGCAGUGUAUGCGUGCACAUGCAUCCAUCAUUGGAACUCAAGGGGGGGCCAAUAGCGACUCAACACAAUUAAAGGGAGCUCUCGAUUUCUCUUGUUACAAGAGGGUUUUGGAUUCCUAGCCAAAGGUCAGCGAACAACUGCACAAACAGUCGCUUUGUAGACAUACCUCAACCGCAAAGGAAAUCUUGAGUUUGUUUGUUUGAUUAUUUACUGUUUCUGAGUCUUACCCCUCCUUUGUUUGCUCACAUCUCCCAAUCAUUUCUGUUUGUUUGUCUUUCUGUCAUUCACCAACUUGGGGAUUUUGUGUCUUUAGGUCUUUGAGCAGUGUCUUGAAAAUUGGAGAAGAUAUAAUGAUAGAAUCAUUGGGUAAUUGUAGAGAUUAAUAGAUCAUUAGAAAGGGCACAUGCUAUGGGAUUUGUUUUGUAUAAUUAGACAAAAUUUUGAUUGCAUGACUAGAUGAUUUGGGAGAAUGUAUCAUUCACAUAUGUACCAUUCCAGUUUACACUAGUCUUUAAAAUAGAAUUUUUUAAUUGUUGUACCAUUUCUUUUUCUAAGUUUUGGUUUCCUUGCUUGGAAUAAAAAUACCUCUUAUUAACCCAUGCAUUUGUUAGCAUCUAGAAUCUUUCAUGAAUUGAAGGAAGAUGCAUGUAAAAAUUAGUCACAAAUGAACUGUCAUUUCAAUAUGCUUAUUUUCAUGAAAUAUGCUGUGAUAUUGUGAUGGUUUUCUGACAGACUUUGAGGCUGUUUCCCUUCUCUGUGAAAGUAAGUUAUUAAAUACCUAAAUCAUAACUACCUAGUAUUUUCUUAACAAGUUGUCUAUGUUUGUGGGACAGAAACGGGCCUUGCCACUUACAACAGCUACAAAUGUAUGUAUAUUUAGUUUCCAUCCCCAAAUCUGGAGACAAAAUUUUACUCCUUGGAAAUGUGUUAUUCUGUUCGCUCACCUAUGAAAUCUUUCAAAAGAUUUGUAACUUUUUUCCCAGUCUUUGCAAUUUUUUUUAUUGAAAUAAAAAUUGUUCCAAAAAGUUCAUCCUAUUAUAUACUAUUUUUUUAAUUUAAUGUGUGGUAACGGUUUUCAAGUUAGAACUUUUCAAUAAUUUGAGACUACACAUUGGAUCUUUUUUCCACCUUGUUAUUAAUGGAAAACUAUUUCUUCCAAGAUUAUUGUUCCAGUAAUUAAGAAAUGUUUAUUCAAGAGUUCUUAAUCACUCAUUUUCCAAACGCAUCUCUCCCUGGUGGCAAUAAUAUAUUACAGUAACUUUGUUCAAAUUGUUUAUUUAUAUUAUAUUGAACAUCACAAUGCCCAGCUAAUGUUCAGGAAAUGCAGUGUCUUGUAAUUGUUUUGUUAUUGGCUCUGUUUACUCAGUGUUUAUAAUCCCAAAUGUAUAAUGGUGUUUGAAAUGAUUUGUGUAAUGUAUUUAAGAAUGAUGUAUGUAUUUACAAUCAGAAUUUUCUUUUGAAAGAUCACUGGGAGUGGUGCAUGCUUCUUUGUAAGGAAAAAAAUUGUUUUGUAAAAGCACUCGUGGUAUAUAAAGUAAGGUUGUUUUAACAUUUAUUCUCGAGUGUGGUAGUUAUGACGGAGGAAAUUUCCAGUCGUUCAUGGAAAGAGUUACUGCAAGUGCUCUUUUUUAAGGUUAUUACCUAAAACUAUCUUUCACAAUACAUGGUAAAUUUUCUUAAUCGUUAGGAGUUGAAUCAAUUGAGAGAGAUAAAAUGAAUAACAAUUCGAAAUCCUUCCUGUGUAUUCAAACAUGGCUGGAUCAUGUUUCAUAGAAAUGAAAGCAAAAGGUGUUUGACUAUAGAAAAAAGGAUAGAUUUAAUGUAGAUACUUGCAUCAAGAUCUUCAAAGAAUUAUAUGCUUUCAUAUAGAGUUCAAAAAUUUGUGAAAUGUGUAAAUGUGUAAAAAUUGGAUUCAAGAUCAAUAAUUGUGCAUACGCAGUAAUCAGCUAUUGGUUGUUUGUAAAAUGUUUUCUCAAUUACCAUUCAUUUACAAUUAACGUAUUUUUUAUCAUUACAAGAAGCGGCUCAAUAUGAACUUGAUUAAAAAGUAUAUAUCUGCUGCACAUGUAUAUUCUGAAAGCUGAAACAAAAAGUGCAAGAGAAAUUUUGAUUUACAGAUGUGUGUUUGUGUGUCUUAUAAAUAUAUAAAAUUUUUGAAUAUGUGCAUUGAUAUGGAAAUGUGUGUGUGUGACAGUAGAUUAUAUAAUACCUGUUACAAUUGUAAAAUAUGUUAAUGUAUUUGUGUCCUAAUUUAUCUUGUAUAUCUAAGAAAAUCUGAAAAAUCACUUUAUUGUGUAUUAUCCUUUUGAGACUUGCACAACACUGAAACAAAGAAACAUCUCUAGAAGUAGUUUGGAAAGGACAAUUUCUAAGGAGAAAAAUGAGUCAUAAAAAUAAAAUGUCUAGAUUUCAUAAGAGGAUUAUAAUUGUUGAAAGAUUAUCAUAGUUUGAUAUAAGUAUAUAUUUAGCACUAUUACAAUGAUGUCAUUAUGUUUCGACAUAACGUGAUAUAAUUUACAUACUCUCUUUCUCCUAACUCCAUUUUUUAGAAGAGUCAGCACUUAUUUCAGUGAAAGAUUGAGUUUUUCUUUCUUCAAAUGUUUGGCAAGAACUUAAGGACUGAAGAGUAGUAUUCUGCUCUAGUUUGAUGUAAAUAAAAAUGUCUCAUCGUGUGGUAUGGCAUAGCCUGUAAAUAAACUUUCUCAAAUUUAUUUUCUAAUUUAUCAGGCAGAACACAAUUCAAAUGUUUUCAAUUAUAUUUAAAUCAAACAUAUUAAAUGAAAACUUACUUUAUCAAAUUAUAGUGAAACCUGCCUUACAUGAUCGCCAAUGAUUGUGAAUAGAGGUGUGGCUGCUUAAUCAAGGUUAUGAGAUUAUUAGAAGUGUAAAUCAAAUCUAAUUGCUUUCAAAUGAUGAAUGUUUUCUUUAACAUUUUUAAUUGCCAUAAGUGACAAAAUAAAAUUUCAAUGAAGAUCAUUUGUCUCUCUCCACUAAAAUCAAAACUUGACUCGCCACUCCUCUUGGUCAAGAAACUCGCAUUCCAUCCUCAUGGAAUUGAACAAGCAAACUGUUCUUGAAGAUGCAAUGGACAUUCACAUGCAAAUCUUUACAGCAGGGUCGUCUGAUGAACUUCAAAUGGGAUUAAUACACAUGACGUGCUCUGUAGUCAUUAACAGAUUCCCAAAAAAGGGAAGCGUGCAAGUAUGCAAAACAGAAUAGUAAAAUAUGUAAAGUGAACAUGUUUGUUUCAUUAAGAGAUACUUAUUAAAAUCAUAUGUUUUGUGAAACAGAACCGAAUCCCCCUGCGAGAUAUAGGACUUUGGAUGUUUCCGUUCAAGGAAAUCUGAUGCAUCUAUUUCGGGAAAAUAUUAAAUCAUCAGUAAUUUCUUUUAUAAUAUAGCUCAAAAUUACUUGAGGUGAUCGCUUAAAGUGUCAUAUGGAAAAAUCGAUCAAUUGCAUUAAAAUAUGGCCGUUUCUGGAGGUGACUGUUAGACCAGGUUUCACUGUAGUUCAGUUAAUCUAAUUUCUUGUAUGUACCACUCUUAGUGAUUUAAAAUUAACUCUAAAACCAUGAUUUAAGCAUAGAGGAAGCAUUCUUUCCUCCAUGAUAUUAGGAUUCCUGUUUCACGAAUACGUUUGCUAUCUUAAUAAUGUAACUUCUUGCCUUUGCCUAUACCCUUAAUGUGUAUCCACUUUUAGUUGGAGCUAAUAAUCAGUGACUGGUUUGAAUGAAAUUGUACUCAGGCUGACAGCAAAGUAGAGAUAUCAUGAAGAAAUAAAGUAAGAAUCCAAUGGUAAAUAUGUUCACCCAUUAAGUACCAUUAUCCUCAAAUGGGGAUCAUAAAUAUUUGUUAUUAGUAUGUUGCUGUUAAGAAUUUUCCAAGACCAUAAUAUUCCUCUAUCUCACGGGUGUCCAACUUACUAGGCCUUAACCUUAGCAACUAAAACGUUUAAUAUGGUUGCGGGCCAUAUUUUGAUAACUUGGAUGAUCCAUGCCUGACUUCCUCGUAUUAUUCAUCUCAGCAGUUUGCCCUGCUGCUGUGAAACAGGGAAGUAAUGGAACAAUGCAUGAUUUCUGGCCGUAUGAUAAAUUUAGUGGGAAAAUAUUCUUAAAUCUAAACUUAAACAAUUUUGACAUUACAGGGGUGUUGACCCCUGGAGGACACAUGUGCUAGGCGUGCAAUUUUCUCACCCAAUGUGGAUGCAAGGGCUUUUUAUUUUUGACUAACUGUUCGCGGUUCCAAUAAAUGUCACUGCAUCCCAGGGACUACCAGUUAGACAACCCUGCUCUGUCUGAACAUUUGAGAAUCCAGUGUUGACAUUAGGAGUUUCUUAGAACUUUAACGAGGGAUGAUAAUUAUUGCACAAGCAAAUGGACAGCGUUUCUUUGCUGUGCGAUUGAGAGAUUCUCAAUCCCAUAUCUUGGUUCAUUUGACAUUUUUAGGACAAAUAUCCUUUGAUUUUGAAUCUGCCUAUUCCAAUAAUGUUGCUUCAUCAUAACUUGAUCAUGAAUCUUUGAUGCUUUAAUAUUUGUAGUAUGUGACAUUUUGUUUUCGAUACCCAUUUGGGGAUCAUGGUACUUGACAAGUUACAAGAACUUGCAUUGAAUGCUGCAUUGUGCAAAACUUAAAAAAGGUGUCCAUCAUUUUUCUUCGACCUCUGCGUUAAAACUCACAUAUUUUACAAUUUAGAAUUUCCUCUGAAAAUAUUUGAAUUAUUGGGUAGAUAUGGGUUCUGCAGCAUCAUCUCAAAACAGUUUUUGACAAGACAUUUCAAUUUCAAGUAUUAAAUAAUGUACUACUUCAAAAUUUAAUACUAUUUGCACUUAGUAUGUAUGAAGGAAAAAAAGAAAGAUUGCUGACAUGUGGGUUGGGGGAUAAGGUGGCUAAUAGAAAUCAUUAAACCUCAAGAACUUAUUUCUGUUUUGAUACCCUAUUUCCUAGGUGUGAAGUGGUAAAAAAGAAAAAAAAAACUGGAAGAAAGAGGCAUUAUCGUGAAGCUGGUAAUUGUUUUGAAUGUAUUUUCAAAUGUUUAUACGUAAUCAGUAAAAAAAGUAGGGCAAAAUCUCAUGGUUCAUGUGAUUAAUGUAAUGCUCCAAAUAUUUUAAUUGUUAUAAUUUCAAAGAACUUCAGUUAUGUAAAAUUUCAAAUCAUGGUAUUAUGAUGCCAUUAGUGUAGAUUAUAAAAAUAAAAAGAAGGUAAAGAUUGCAAAUCAACUGCUCAACAUAUCUUAUUGUACAUUACAAUAGAUUUAUGAGUGGAGCAGUAUGAAUAGUAUGCACAAGAAAGUAUAAUUGAAAUUUGAGAGAUUUUUUCUUUUACCAAUUUGUUUGAUGUAGGCAUUGUUAAGGCACUUGUCUGAUUCUGUUCUAAAAAGGCAUACUACUCAUACUCAACUAUCCUCAAAACAUGAACCACAAGUGGCUCAAAAAAUAUCAACCCUGUAAGGAUGUAAAAAAAUGUACUGUCAGAUUACAUAUCUACUGUUUCAUAAAGAAGUUUUGAGUAAUGUCUCAAUUAUAUUAAAAACGAAACCUUAAAUAUAUUUUAUGUUUCAGGUGAUUAUUUUACACACAAAGUACCAUGAUACUGCAUUUGGAGAUCAAAUUUUAUUUUAUUCAUAGAAAAUAUGUUGCAAUUUUUUACAAAUAUAUUGGGCCUGAUGCAUUUGUAGAACAUUAAACAACAAUGAAAGAUGUUUGUUAAUUUUAAAUAAAUUUUACUCUGUGAAGAUGACCCUUGAAAAAAAUAUAUGUACCUUACUACUUCCUCUAACAAAUUGUCAUCCUAUCAAAUACACAUUUUUACCUGAAUUUUGCUUAAACUGAAUAUCUGAUAUGAUAAUUAGUUUGAUGAAAAAUGAUUCAGUGCAUUAUAGUGACUUAUGAAAAUAAUUGUAAUAUUAAAGAUAAACUAGGAAGAUUAGAAAAUGACUUGCUCUUACACAGGAUGAGUUGGUAUAGAAAAUCUGUUAAACUUUCUGUAAGCCAACCAUGAGUUCCUUGCCAACAUUUGUAAAUAUUUGAAAUAUUUUAUUUCAUGAAUGUUUAUUUAUUGUGAGGUGAUAAACAAAUCUUUUUGUGUUAUUGAAAGUAACAGUAACAUUGUUGCGAGAUUAUUAGCUCCUGUAGCAAAAUGGACCAUAUUUUCACAGAACUCAAUUUUCUUUAAAUAUAUUGAAAACAAUAUUAUUAACCAUAUGUAGUGCAAACAAUGUUAUUUGCAGUUGUGUUUCAUUAGUCUCAAAAUGCAAAUCAUUUUAGGAAAGAUCUCAAAGAGAUUUCUGACUGUUCAUGACAAGAGUUCUGUGCAAAAUGUUCAACUACAACCCUAUGUUUUGGAAAUUGUGAAACUGACUUUUCCAUACCUGGUAUGGUGACAUUGUAUUUGUGUGUGUUCUUCCAAGAUCUCACUGUUUUUCAUAGUUGAGUUGUUUAAUUUGGACACUGUUAAUGAUGUCACAUUAAAUGCUGAAGUCUAAUUUUGCAAAUAUUCUGUAUGAUAAUCAGGUUAUAUUUUCUAAUCUUAAUGAAUAUGUUGAUAAUAUAUUUUGCCAUAACACAGGAUAUGUUAAUUUUAUCAAUGACAUCAUUCACAGACCAUAUCUUAUUGCAUAAAAUCACCAAAGAUUCGGUUGGUUGCUUUCUUCUGGAAUAUCAAUAUGGUUAAUGCCUUUAUGUCAUCACAUGAAAAUAAAACAACAGUAUUGUGUGGCUGUUUACUAGUGUUAUGGAGUGAUUAUUGUGAACAAUAUCUUGACUGUGACUGAAAGUGUUAUUUAUUUUGAAAAUAGUUAUUACAUGUGUUUGAGCAAAUUUGAAGUGCA
This is a messenger RNA of Gryllus bimaculatus (two-spotted cricket), 6928 nucleotides long. Lineage: Eukaryota; Metazoa; Arthropoda; Insecta; Orthoptera; Gryllidae. The record is from the annotation of a GenBank genome assembly.